Molecule: messenger RNA, 1147 nt
Organism: Drosophila subpulchrella
Lineage: Eukaryota; Metazoa; Arthropoda; Insecta; Diptera; Drosophilidae
Exons: 4
Coding region: 23-1147 (374 amino acids)
Biological process (GO): nervous system development
Cellular component (GO): membrane
Source: RefSeq, a predicted model, not a curated record
UACAGCCGCAGUACUUGCAGCUAUGGCAUUUUACUGGGCCUUCGUACUUCUUCUGAUUUAUAGUAUAGACCACACAAAUGGAGUUUGUAUAAAAUCUUUAACUUUAGAUCACGGAAAGGUCACAUACAAGGACAAUGGAUUUUCAGUGCUGUUUAAGUGUGAUUUCGGUUACAUCCUGCAGGGAAGUGCAGAGCUUCCCUGCAAUGAGGAUGGUCUUCUUACAGAAUUAAAGCCAUUCUGUGCCAAAAGAGGCUGCAAAUUUGAAAACGGAACCAUUAUAAACUCUCUAAAGCGAGAGGUAUCAUGCCCGAAUGCAGAUUUGUUUGGACAUUCCAUUGCCUAUUGCGAUGGAGAAGAGUGGAGCAACGAGCUGGGAACAUGUGACACUCAACCCACACCAGCGUACUCCUGCGAUUUCGAGAACACGAAAAGGUGCAACUGGAUGCCGUUCCCGCGUCCUAGUCUUUGGAAUCGGGUCAGUGAUGUCACCCACUUCCAUUACGCCGAAACCGGACCCUACGACGAUAGCGAAUCCCAUGGAUACUACAUGCGGAUGUUGACCGGGAGAGGCAAGUCCUCGGACAGGCACCACUUGCUAUCGCCAACAUAUCCCAAGGAGUUCAGUCAGCACAACGCCUGCUUCUCGUUCAGCUACUACAUGUUCGGUCGCGGAGUGGAUUCUCUAGAAGUGUCCGUAGCACCAGACUCCAAUCCCAUUAAUGGCACCAUUUGGAAGCGUAUUAUAGCUGAAUCCCAAGCAGCCAAGUGGUUAACUCUGACGAUCCCAAUUCCCAAAAUGGAGCAGGACUUUAAAGUGGUAUUCACGGGAAAACACGCUAGGCGUCAAUUCGGGGACAUCGCCAUCGACGAUGUGAAGCUAAUGAAGUGUACACAGCUCAUAGGUCCCAACACUCCGGCUCUACCAACACCCGGUAUAGGAACAGAAUCGAAACCAGUAAAAUCGCUAUCACAAGUAAUUCCGCCACAACCAGUUCAAUCGCCAGCACCAGUUCAAUCGACAGCAGCAGUUCCAUCCCCAGCACCAGCUCAAUCGCCAGCACCUGUUCAAUCGACAGGUCAACCAAAGGCAUCAGUUCAAAAGCGAACGCAGAAACCGCCCAAACCCACCACUCAGAAACCAAUAUAG